Messenger RNA from Gloeophyllum trabeum ATCC 11539, 885 nucleotides. Its product is annotated as FMN-linked oxidoreductase. The transcript is spliced from 4 exons. Lineage: Eukaryota; Fungi; Basidiomycota; Agaricomycetes; Gloeophyllales; Gloeophyllaceae. Gene Ontology annotation, biological process: tRNA processing. Gene Ontology annotation, molecular function: flavin adenine dinucleotide binding; tRNA dihydrouridine synthase activity. The record is from RefSeq and is a predicted model, not a curated record. Bases 1 to 885 code for a protein of 294 amino acids.
AUGGACGACCACGACUUGCCCGACCUGAGUCUCAUCGCAGCCCCGAUGGUCAACCAGUCUGAUCUACCGUUUCGUUUACUAACCACCAAAUACGGAGCAACGCUGACCUACACCCAAAUGUUGCACCCGAACCGUCUGCUCGACGACCCCGAGUACCUCGCCUUCCACCUGCGCGAUCUUGCGAUAUCGCAGCAGCUCCAACAACCGGUAGUCGUGCAGCUAUGCGGUAAUGAUCCAGACGUCGUGGUGAAUGGUGCUAAGAAGGUUGUGGGUGAAUGCAAUGGUGUAGACCUGAAUUUGGGCUGCCCGCAAUCCCAUGCAAAGGACGGUCAUUACGGGGCCUACCUCCUUGGACAGAAAGAUUGGCCAUUAGUAGCAAGCAUCGUCUCGUCCUUGUCUCAAUCUCUGACGGUCCCAGUCUCUGCGAAGAUCCGUCUAUGCUCUCCCUCCUCCCAGACACUCCAGUUCGCUCAUCUCCUGGAGGCGGCAGGUGCCUCUUGGAUCACCCUCCAUGCACGGCAUGUGAGCGUGCGACGGCGUCGUCAGGGCGCAGCAUUCUUAGACGAAGUAGCAAAGCUGAAGACGGGCAGUGAAGCGGUACCAGGCGUCAGUAUCCCCGUAAUUAGUAACGGGAACGUACGAUAUUGGGAAGACAUCCCAAGAAACCUGGAACAGACGGGGGCCGAUGGCGUGAUGGUCGGUGAGACACUACUGAGGAAUCCGUGUUUGUUUGACAAGACAGGCAGAAUUCCGGAUCCUAUCCUAAUUUCGCUGGAAUAUAUUGAUUUAUGUCGCCAGCACCCCGAAACAGUCACACUGGACCAAAUACAGGCGCACGUCAAACACUUGGUCGAGUUCCAGUGGUACGUACGCACCCUUGUUUGA